UUUAGUGUUUACGGAUAGUUAACAAUCACGCCACCGCCAUUAACUCAUAACCACUCCUGCAAAAUGCUUCAAGCUCCUGAAAUAGCACCUAAUCCUGCGUUGUUUACAUCGAUUCCAGAAACGCCACAGCAGAAAAAGCCAGGACAACUGACAAAUGGUCAACUGAAACAAUUUUUCGGCGAGGGUUAUCUUAUGGUGCCCGAUUUCUUCAGUAAAGAUGAGCUGCAACCUGUCAGAGAUGCCAUAGAAACAUGCGUAGACUCGCUUGUAAACAAAUUGUAUGACUCUGGCAAAAUUAAAGAUAAGCAUAUUGAAGCUGGACUCUUCCAGCGAUUUGCUCUGAUCGAAAAAGAGUUUCCAGGAGCAGGAGUCGUCUUACAUAAACACAGCGGACGGCUAUCCCAGGCAUUCAGAAACCUGUGGUCCAAUGACAGACUGUUAAAUGUGGUAGAACAGAUGAUUGGUCCAAAUAUAGCUGGUCAUCCUGUGUGGAAUCUACGAGUCAAGCCCCCACAGUGCGAGCAAGCUACUGUCCCCUGGCAUCAAGAUAAUGCGUAUUUGGAUAGCAACGCAUUAAAUGUGUUACAACCUACUGCAUGGAUACCGUUAUUAGAUGCCACUGAACUCAAUGGAUGUAUGAAGGUUGCCAGGGGAGGUCACAAAUCUGGGAUAUUAGGCAAGCACAUAGCCUGUGCUGGUGAUACGUGGUAUGUUUACAUGACUGAAGAGGAAAUGGUGAAGACUCUGGGAGUCAAUAUGAAGGAAGAUAUUGUGACGUGUGAAGUGCCGUAUGGUGGGGUUCUAUUUAUAAAUAAUAUGAUCCCCCAUGUAAGCCUCGAAAACUAUUCUAAUGACAUAAGAUGGAGCCUCGAUCUGAGAUGGCAGAGACCUGACUUACCUAAUGGAUUCUAUGGUUUGAAAGAUAAUGUAUUGAUGCGAACCAGUGACAAUCCUAACAUGGAAAUCGACUUUGAUACGUUUGACAAAGUGGACAGAAAUAAAAUAUUGGAGGACACUGACGAGUUUGAUACUACUAUACCAGGUCCGUGGAUGACAAGAUGGGGAGUAACUCACCACAAUAGACAUACUGCGAAACUUUUGGAAUCUCCCGGUGCAACAACAUGGCAUAAAUCUUGA
Saccoglossus kowalevskii is the source of this 1137-nucleotide messenger RNA. RefSeq lists its product as uncharacterized. The record is from RefSeq and is a predicted model, not a curated record. Lineage: Eukaryota; Metazoa; Hemichordata; Enteropneusta; Harrimaniidae.